This is a messenger RNA of Baudoinia panamericana UAMH 10762, 1616 nucleotides long. RefSeq lists its product as uncharacterized. The coding region runs from base 1 to 1392 and encodes 463 amino acids. Gene Ontology annotation, molecular function: protein binding. NCBI's taxonomy places the organism in Eukaryota, Fungi, Ascomycota, Dothideomycetes, Mycosphaerellales, Teratosphaeriaceae. The transcript is spliced from 3 exons. The record is from RefSeq and is a predicted model, not a curated record.
AUGCCGGCGACCGACUCUCCAGCCAUCAUCGUCGCCCGGUUCUUGAAAGCGAACAAUUACACCGAAUCUUACGCUGCGUUCAUCUCUGAGGCCGGCUUACCACCCGAUGCCGGAGUUAUCUCGAAGGGAGACUUGACGCUCGAGACGCUGUUGGAGGAGAAGAAGACGUUCGAUGUGAGCGUCAGGUUUGAAAAACUUGGUGUGCACGAUGGCGGCGAGAGGGGAUGGAAAGUGCCUGCGCCCGAGACGGCAGCCAUCGUUGAUGAUCUACCAAGCAGCUCCAACAUUCUUAGUGUAGCAGUGCACAGUGUCAGGAUGGCAUCUCAUCAAGAAUCAAUGGCGGUCAUGUUUGUUACCACGGCCGACAGGAGACUUCAUCUAUUGGACGCAAAGACAAGGACCAUCCAGACAUCGCUUGUUGGCCUUCAGGAUUCCCCGGUCUUGUCGGUAUGCGUGUUUCGACACGAACAUCUGCUCACGGCAUCCAUGUCUGGUCAACUGCUGGUUAGCGAUCUGGACGGGAGGCCAACCGAGAGGCGCCGCGAUCACUCAAAGUAUAUCGUGAGGAUCGCAAUGUACGAUGAAAGCGACGAACCUCUCCUUGCAACGGCAGGAUGGGACUGUAAGAUUGUCAUUUACAGACCAACUGUGUCUGACCGCGGUAUGGUUCUCGGUGAGCCAAUCGCAACGAUCACGCUUCAGACCAAGCCGGAGGCUAUAGCUCUCAUUCAGCAUCCGAUUGCGAGGUUGCCGAUCUUGCUGCUCAGCAGGACGGACUCAAGUUUCCUAUACUAUUACACCUGCGAGAGCGAGCCACGACUGCUCGGUAGACAGAAUUUAGCACCACAUAGCAAUGCCUGGGUUGCAUUUACGCCAUCUGCACUUGCGCUUUGUCCGACUGACCCAACUUUGUUAGCAGUGGGUACCUCAUCCGUACCGCACAUGAAGUUGCUACUCGUACGCCUCCUAGUACCGCCGUACGAUCAGCAGCCCUCAGACACGACCACGGCACCUCAAUCGCUCAGGACAUCGUUGCUGGAUGACAGCCCAGCGACUGAUACUCAAGCCUCGCAAGCCCGGGCCGCACUGGUCAUCGCUGAUCGCGAGGCAGCUGCUAUCCAGAUACACUGCACUACCAUGGCGCCACAAACCGCUUACUCUACACCAGCCGUGGCUUGGAGACCGGAUGGUAGCGGAGUAUGGGUGAACGGUGAUGAUGGCGCAGUGCGUGGGAUCGAGGCAAGUACGGGUAAGGUAAUAUCCACGUUGAAGGGGCAUGAAGCAGGAAGUAAAGUGCGAUGUUUGUGGGCAGGCAGCGUGAACGUAGAGGAGGUCAUGCUGAGCGGCGGCUUUGAUCAGAAGCUCGUCGCGUGGACUUCGCCGCGGGCCUGAAAGGCGUAGUUCUUGGUCCUAGUACUAGGUCCCGGAGGCGGUGAGUUCGGUAAAAGGCAUUGGCAUGGCAGUUAGCGAUGCACUUCCGCCGAGACUCGACGGUGACUGCCCUGUCGAGUGCGGAACGCAUCAAUAGUCUUGAAUAAGCGAGCCGGAGCCGCGUGACCACAUGCCCUAUGGUUGUGUCAGCAGUACGCGAAAUCCACUAAAGUCUAGUUUUGCGU